UCCUCUUCCUCAUUACUUAUGGCUUCCCAUUCUCGCUUCAUUCGUGAGCCCAAAACUGUUGCCAUUGUCGGUUGCCCUUUCAGUGGUGGUCAGCCCAAACCUGGCGUCGACAAAGGUCCGAUCCAUCUCGUAGAGGCUGGGCUAAUCAGUCAGUUUGAAGGCCUUGGAUGGAACGUCAAGUUUGAAGGUCACCACCAGUUCGAAGACAUCAAGACCAACGACGACCCUCCGGUUGGAAUUCUAAAGAAUCCGAAGCUAGUUUCACGGGUUACCGAGUCGAUUGCGAAGGUUGUCGGCGAGCAUGUCAAGAACGGAGAGUUAGCUGUCACUUUGGGUGGAGACCAUUCUUUGGCCAUGGGCACCAUUUCGGGGACACUGAGCACCCAUCCUGAGGCCUGCGUCAUUUGGGUUGACGCGCAUGCGGAUAUCAACACUAUCGAAUCCACAGGAUCAGGAAACAUCCACGGUAUGCCCGUUUCAUUCCUACUUGGACUGGGCAGCAAAGUCCCAGAAUUCUCUUGGGUGAAGCCUCUUUUGAAGCCGGAAAAUCUCGUUUAUAUUGGUUUACGCGAUGUUGAUGCCGGUGAAAAGGCUAUUUUGCGCGACAACAAGAUAAAAGCUUUUAGCAUGCACGAAGUUGACAGGUACGGGAUAGGAAAGGUGGUAGAAAUGGCGCUGGACCACGUCAAUCCUAACCGAGAUCGGCCGAUACAUUUGAGUUUUGAUGUGGACGCGCUGGACCCUACAGUAGCACCCUCCACAGGAACUCCAGUUCGAGGAGGCUUGACCUUCAGAGAAGGUCAUUUCAUUUGUGAGGCCAUCUAUGAGACCGGCUUACUGGUUGCAUUGGAUUUAAUGGAGGUCAAUCCUUCCCUCGAGGAUGAGGCGAGUGUGAAGCAGACAGUUGCCGUCGGAUGUUCCUUGUUGAGAUCAGGACUAGGAGAAACACUCUUGUAAAUUUGUUAACCUGAUAUCGGCAGCAUUAUAGAUAUCACUGGAUUUGAAUGUACUUAUACUUGUUUGAUAGCUCAACUGGCAGUUUCCACAUGC
Molecule: messenger RNA, 1050 nt
Organism: Laccaria bicolor S238N-H82
Lineage: Eukaryota; Fungi; Basidiomycota; Agaricomycetes; Agaricales; Hydnangiaceae
Product: arginase
Exons: 10
Coding region: 19-957 (312 amino acids)
Cellular component (GO): cytoplasm; cytosol; nucleus
Molecular function (GO): arginase activity; manganese ion binding
Source: RefSeq, a predicted model, not a curated record